UGUAUCCGAUCUGAGUGGGAUGUCGAUAGCCUAGUGUGAUGCGCGGCUAAUAGGUGAUUACUGACACAACAACUACGGUAUAUUGUUAUAACAGGGGGCUAUGAGAUACAGGUUGGAUGAUUUGAUUUCUGUACGUGCUUCUUAAUUAAUAUCACGCUGAGAAAGAGUUUUAACGCAUAAAAUCGUUACAAGGACAUAAGAACAAGCGAGACAAGGAUCUAUAUCGGAUAAGUAGGAUUGAAAAGUACAACAAAAAAAGGGAAAGAAGGACGUUUGGUAGGAUGCUUGCUUACGGAUCUGUGUGCUAUAUACUGCUGUUGACAACGCUUAUCUCAGGACAAGAGUCAAAUAGCCAGAAUGACUUUCAGAAAAAUAAAGCCAGUGGGAGUAUAUUUCCAUAUGGAAGCGCAGAUAAUGACUUAGACGUUUUAAAAUCGCUGAGAGAACGAUUAGACAAAGAAAAACAGAGUCGUGCGAAACGUCCCUUCUGUAAUAGUUACUACGGAUGUGGGAAUGGAGGAUACGGUAAAAGGUCCGAGGAAUUAAAAAUUUCGAAAUCAGAAGAUCCUUCGAACGAGCAAGGUUUAUUGCUAAAAGCUCUAUUGAGUAAUACCGGAAAUAACCAGUUCAUGGAAGGUUCGGGUAAGACACAAAAGAGGGCGUUCUGUAAUGGAUUCUACGGUUGUGCCAAUGGGAAGCGUUCGGGAAUGGAAAAUGUAAUACAACGAGCUUUAAAACAAAAGACAUCAAAGAUGGCCGCCAAGCGUCCAUUUUGUAACGCAUAUUCUGGAUGCGGCAAUGGAAAGAAACGCUCAGUGGAUGUGGAAAAUGGUGCAGAAGGAGAAAAAGGACUCCUACAAACUAUUUUGAGCCGGUUACGAUCGGUUGAAAGUGAGGGUAACCACCAGGAGGAACCAUUCACGUUCUGAAGACAGCAGAUAUUUCAGAUAUCCGCUGCAAAUAAUGAAAAAUGGCCAGAAUAUCAAUUUUGGAAAUGAAUAUUCAGAAAACAACAAGUGACAUCACAACUCUGACAAAUCAAAGCUGUACAUUAUGUACCUCUUCGACCGUCCAGCUAUAUCAACAGUCACUAUUAUAUUCGCAAUUGCAUUUGCAUUUGUCGCCACAUACACUACGUAUCUCAUUACUUCGGGCUAUAAUGUUAAUGAGAAGUGCCGGGCUCAAGUGGCACACGUGCAUGAAACCAUGUCUCUGGAAAAUAAGCAUACACUAUAUAUUUCACAAUAUCCUUGUUCACAGGUUCUUUUACGAUAACAACGAAACCACGACAGGGAGAAACGUCAGUACGGAAUGCAAAGAGUCACCAAAUUUAAUUUAGCAGAUUAUAUAACCACGUUUCCUUGUUUAUGUUUGUACCUGUGAUAAAGCAUGAUUGAAACAAUAGAAAUUUAACACCCUCCAAUUAUCUCUACGCAACGAUAAUCAUUCUCUGCAGUCAAGAACUUUUUAAACUAUGUUGCCGGAUUAUGUAGCGAUUAUGUCGCAAUCACCAAGGAUAAAACGUGACAAUGGUGAACGCGUGAAGACGUCCCUGCAACUUACUCGGAAUAAUAUGUGAUGGAGGGGUAUAGAUUGAUGGCUGACACCAAUGUAAAGUUAGAAACUUCCUGGAAAGAGGCAGUUGCAGUUUCGACUUCUAGUUGAAUUAAAGCCUAUUCUGAUAUGCAGCCGGUUCUUCCUCUACACAGAACAGACGAACAACGAAUUUCUGAUCAUGGCUAGAAAAUUGUUUUCGGAGACUUUCCUCCAAAAGUAAAUGGCGUUAAAAAAGUAGUUUACAUCAAGUCUUUCCAAAAUCUCACUCCGACUGUGGGAGAUCAAAACAACAACCAAUCGGCAAUAUUCUCACUGCAAAAACUUUACCACUGCACAUUUAGGCCUAUUAGAUUGAAAUGAAUUCACUUUGAUAAGCUACACUUUCUUGAUAAUAUAUAUUUGUCUUCACUGGAUAAAUAUUGCACGAUUUUUUUAGCACUGCACUAUGUAACACUUAUAUCAGGAAUUUAUCUGGAAAGUGUGUUGCACGACAGACGCCAGGUCAGGCCUUCGCUGUAUUAUUCAUACCAGCCAUCGCCCCAAACGAAAGCUCAUCCAUAAGCCUGGACUCUUCUUAUGAUUCUGCAUUCAAGCAUUCACACAGCAAUCACGGAAUGCUUACUGUGAUCUGUAUUUCACUUAUUUGUUUCAACAUGGCUGUUCGACUGGCGCCUGUAGAACUCGUUCACAGCGGAAGGAUACCCAAGUACUAAGAAAUAUGUUUUCGAGAUUGAAAUGACUUUAUUUUAAGGUGAGAAUGAUCGAGAUUGGUUAUUCUUUGUGGCCAUGUUUCGCGGUGACCUGUCCAUCCACGAAAUAUGGCCAUAUAGCAGUGAAGGUAACAAAUGGUUCAACGUUUUGUUUCAAUAACCAGACAAUAAACGUCAGCACAUGGUUACAGUCCAGAUACAACUGAAAAAUCGUACUUGCCCUACACGUAGUCAUAUAAUUUGAGCACUACACUGUGAUCCCAGUCAUCCCAAAGAGACGUAUCAAUGGAGAUGGAGGCAGCGGCAUUCCUAGAUGUCACAGGGAAACGUACUUUUCCUGUAGGACGAAAAGUGGCAAAACUUGUGUUUUGGUUCGCAAGACCAAAAUCCUACUUCCAGCUGUGGACGCGCCAACUACAUUGCUCCAUUAAUGAGUAAUUGCAGAGGCCCCAAAUAAGUGCCAUUCAAACUAACCAAAAGAAUCGGCACAUUUUCUGAUAUUUCUGAUUUAACCAUAUAACGGGCGGGAUACUCCUGCGAGCAAUAUAUUUUACAUCCUACUUUAUCAUAAUUAUUAUUGCUUAAUCAUUUUACUGUCGUUUCACGACGCCGACGUCAGCUGGCAUGCCACGCUUUGUACAAGUUUUGUGCGACAAUUGCCAUCGCUUCCACCAAGAGAAAAGGCUAUAUUUUAUCAUUCUUAUUCAACGAGGCAUUGUUCCAAAUGGUUCUGUGGUCUUCUAAGAAUUUGACUCCUAUACGAAUAAAACUUUUAUCUAGUAUAUUGUAGAGACUCCAGGACAGCACAAUUCGUCUUCUUAUUGCUAAUACCUAAGCACAAGACAAGAAGAACUAUUCCACUGCCCAGGUUUUGAAGAACCCCAUCUGCAAUGCCUUUUAUAUCUUUACAUCGUAAAAAAGGUUCAGGACAUCAUAUUCAGCUUUUAGUAGGAGAUCGGUUGAUAAUGCAAGCAAAAAUUAACUUUUUCAUUUAGCCUGGAUAUCACUUAGCAGGUUUUGAUCAGCACAACAUUUAUUCAAAUGUCACCAAAUACAACUCUUCUAGCGUAAGACGGUCAAUGUUUUGUUACUUUAUCAAAACCAGACAAAAACGGAUAUAAGUGCCUCGAACAAAACAUGCUCAUUUUUAUUUCUGCUGAUUUUCUAUUUAGAUUUAAUUCGGGCCAAAACAGAAAAAUGACUAAUUUAAAUAAGCCUCAAAGAAAGUGAAUAUUUCAUUCUUGACCAUUUGACCUGAUGAUAUACAACAAAGUUUCCUGGUAUCAGCAUAUGCUGAUCUCCAUUCUUUACAGAAAUGGGUAAGUAUGUAAACCCAUUACAGAAAUGGGUACAUAUGUGCAUUUAUUCUCUAGUUAGCCAGCAAUCACAAUAUGUUUAUAAAAUAUUUAUUGACUAGUUUAUUACCCUUUCUGUUGUUUUCUGGUACAACUCGACCUAACACGUUUACAAAAAGUUCCAAAUUAAUUUACUGUCAACAAUCAAUUUAUUAUCAAUAUCAAACAUCGUUUAGUAUUUUAUUACAUGUAAGAAGAUAGCCAUAUUGCCCUUUUAAUAUUUGUCAGUCUCAAUUAGUAAAAUACGAAAUGAAAAACGCUCAUAAGUAUUUUAUAUUUGAAAUGCAUUAUAAUUGUACACUCGUUAUAAAUAUUUGUGGCACUGCAAGAUAGUGAUACACUUAUUCAAAAUGUCUCCCAAAUGAUUUUUUAAAAGACAAAUUGAUCACAAAUAAUCCAUGUUUUUCAUUUCGAGAUAUCUUGCAACCAAGAGACGCACUUCCACUUUCCUCCUUGUUGUCGACCGAGGGCGUUGUCUAAGGCUUUAGUACUUCCUCGAUAUUUGACUGUAAUUUGGGCCAACAAUUGUAGAUAACUGUACGUACAGUAAACAAUAAUUUCAUAUUUACGGCAUCGUAUAUGAUAAUCACAAUUUGCAAAACGAUGAACGCUUUUACGACAAUGACUCGCACCAUUUUGUUAAAAAUAAUUCAGGUUUGUCGGGAGAGGGGGCAACGUUUGUACCAUUUCUUUCUGAUAUUCUCCUUUAUCUGUGGUACCCCCAUUUUCCUCCGCCGCUUUUAACAACGGAAUGCCCGAAGCCUGACUUCUUCUUUGACAGACAAAUCAUGUGAACGGUGAUUAAUAUUGUAUACUAUUUUACAUGACUGUAUGUCUUAGCUCACAAGAUCUGUUUUCCUGUUUUCUUGAACCACUUUUAAUGUUAAAUUUGCUAUCAGUGCAAAUAUUUCGAAUUAUUUUAAAUUUGUUAUUAAUAAUUGUUGACUCACAAUGAUUUAUUUGAUGUUUCAUUCAAAGUUAGGAAAUAUGCGACAAAUGACGUGGUUUUAACCAUCCUUCUGUGAUUAUCAUAAGCACUAGUAGGUUUAAUUCGGGCCAAAAUAGAAAAAUGACUAAUUUAAAUAAGACUCAAAGAAAGGGUGCAGAUGAGUACGUAUUUUACUAUAUAUCACUAGUUGCUUUACGUUCUGUGACGGGUACUUCAUUGUGGUGAUAUUCAGCCAAAGUCACAAAUUUACUUUUAAAAACCCUCUGAAAUACCGACAGGGAAUGUUCAAUUAGGAUGUGGCGUCUGAACGCACCUUGAUUUUUUGUGAUUGCUACGUCAUGUAUAGUGUUUUGGCAAAGUAACGGUAAAAAAGCACAAUUUACUGCUGGUGGUGAUGCCAUUAUGAUGAGACCUAUUUUUUCCUAUGAUUCACUUUUAUGCAUAGUUGUGCACCUUCAGUGGUGUGUGGUGCAAUAUUUUAGAUAAAUAUAGAGUAUCUUUUGAGAGUAGAAAUAUUAGGUCCGGCAUAGUUCUACCCUAUAGCAACACCCAGCAAACUACAUAACCACCAAAGACGAUACUAACUCAGUAUUUCAUGGAAAUGGCUUUUUUACUUUAUGCUUGCAUUGGCGUGCAUUGACAUGUCAAAAGUGAGAGUAGAGGUCACUGAUCUAAAACAGUAACAGUGCAAAUAAAAAGAUGGUAAAAAAACCGAACCUGAUAUUUUGUUACUCAAGAAUAUGUCACAAAAACAAUAAAGUCUUAGUGGCGAAAAUAAAUAUUUUUGUAAAGUACGCAAUGUUGUAUUAUUCUGAGCGAACAUGUGCUCAAGUUGAACAGGAAUAUUAUGGCACUAUUGUAUUGUCUGUACUGGUUGUAUGAAUAAACACUGAUGACAAAGACCAUUAAUUUCCUCACUGAUAUAGAUGAGCCAUUAAAUUUGCAACUGAAGAUGAAA
Lineus longissimus is the source of this 5529-nucleotide messenger RNA. RefSeq names its product conoCAP-like. NCBI's taxonomy places the organism in Eukaryota, Metazoa, Nemertea, Pilidiophora, Heteronemertea, Lineidae. The record is from RefSeq and is a predicted model, not a curated record. The transcript has 5 exons. The coding region runs from base 282 to 929 and encodes 215 amino acids.